This is a messenger RNA of Closterium sp. NIES-65, 1047 nucleotides long. Lineage: Eukaryota; Viridiplantae; Streptophyta; Zygnematophyceae; Desmidiales; Closteriaceae. The record is from the annotation of a GenBank genome assembly.
AUGACAGGGUCAUCCAAUAGUACGGAGUGGAUGUGGGGCGGAGAUGGCGACUUCUGCGACGAGGAGUUCGCCGACCACAGCGAUCGCAGCGGUCGCACGGGUUACUACUCCGGCGACGAGGAGCAAGCGCCGUGGAGAGGACAGGCGGAAACUGUGAUGACCACGCACGGGCCGCUCCGCGUGACGGUGUGCGGGAAUCGGUCGCUGCCGCCUCUCCUUACCUACCACGACAUUGGCUUAAACCACUCGACGUGCUUCGAGGGCCUAAUGCUGUGUCCCGAUACAGCGCACUUGCUGCUCGGCAACUUCUGCAUCUACCAUAUCGACGCGCCGGGGCACGAGGCGGGCGCGGGGGAGAUCUCUCCGCUGGAGGCGCAGCUCACGGCGAGCGACCUGGCGGAGCAGGUGGCGGAGGUGAUGGCGUGGUUCCGCCUGCCGCCCGCCGUGUGCAUUGGCGUUGGCGCAGGGGCAUACGUCCUCACCCUGCUUGCGCUGGAGCGUCCCCAAGCGGUGCAGUCGCUGGUGCUGGUCUCACCCGUGUGCCGGGCGGCGUCGUGGGGCGAGUGGGCGCGCAGCAAGGUGCUGCUGGGCGUGCUGUGCGUGGCGGGCAUGAGCAAGUACGUCAAGGAUGCGCUCGUGCACCGCUACUUCUGCCACCAGCAGACCGGCUUCCAUGGCCCCGCCUCCGAUUCCAUCCUCAUGUUCCGCCAGGAGUUGGACAACAGGGAGCCAGAGAACGUCAUGCGAUACCUCGACAUCAUUCACAGUCGCAUCGACCUCACGCCCUUCCUGCUGCACCUCAAGUGCCCUGUGCUGCUGGUAGCAGGCGAGAUGUCUGAAGCAUCAAUGCAAGAAGCUGCACACAUGAUGUGCCACCUUGACCCCAUGACCACGUCCUGGGUUCAAGUAGAGGCUUCGGGUGCGCUCGUCACAGAGGAGCGACCGCACAUGCUCAGAAAACCCCUCGAGUCAUUCUUUGCCCGGCAAGGCAUGCACUGCGUGUCGCCCUUUGCCGCGUCGCUGGAUUACUCUCGCUUUCCACCUUGA